Molecule: messenger RNA, 1289 nt
Organism: Chenopodium quinoa (quinoa)
Lineage: Eukaryota; Viridiplantae; Streptophyta; Magnoliopsida; Caryophyllales; Amaranthaceae
Exons: 2
Coding region: 559-1065 (168 amino acids)
Source: RefSeq, a predicted model, not a curated record
UAACGAUUUGUUGUAGCCGUAAGGAUGAUUCUCAUCUGAUUCGCCUGAACGCAUUUGAAAAUUCGACAACCGUUGUGAUCCCGAACAAAUCUUUACCAAAGAACUGACAAUAGGGAAAAAGAUAAUUACUUUUUUGAUGAACCCUAACACACAAACAAACCCUAAACAAAAACAAACAACUAAACUGACGAAAACUAACGACUCCACCAUAGGGAGACGGACACGGGGCUAAUGCUUGAGUGCGGAAUAUAACAUCUCUCAAAAAAAAAUAGUAAAAAUAAAAAAUAAUAGCAAUAAAAAAUAAAAAUAAAAAAUAAAAAAAUUGAAUCUACCAUAUUUUGUUUGUUUGUUUAUAUAUCCAUCAUUCAUUUCAUUUCCCCAAUUCAUUCCAACUUUCAAUUUCUAACACCUCACCCUUUAUCCCUUUCUCUCUCUUACUCCAUACUUAAGUGUCACUCCCUAAUUAAAGAGAAUCCUACAACAAACAACCCCAAGAAAAAGAAAAAAACAGAGAAAUCUGAAUAAUAAUAAACCCCUCCAAAAAAAAUAAAAAUAAAAAUGGUUUUAUCAUUAGUAGGAAGUAUAAAAGGUGGAGAAAUUUCAUCAGCAGCAGGUUUAAGAAUUGUAAUACUUCAAAUUUCAGAGGUUGAAUGCUCUAAUAUUGUGGUUAAAUCUGGGUUAAAAUCCUUAACAAGAACUUCCAUCAAAUCAAUAUCAUCAAACAAUAGUUCUUCUUCGGUGAUUAUUGAUUGUUUUCUCAAAUCAUGCCAUUUAUGCAAGAAGCCUCUUUGCCCUGAUAAAGAUGUUUACAUGUACAGGGGUGACCAAGGAUUCUGUAGCAUAGAAUGUAGGAACAGGCAAAUAAUGGUGGAUGAGAUGAAAGAAAUGGAAGUCAAGACCAAGAAGAGGCUUGCUACUUCUACUGCUACUUCCAUAGAUUGUGCUGGAUGUGAGACUUGUAAGCUAUUAGAGGACCUUCGACGACGUCGACAACACCGUAACAAUAAGCUUAAACCCUUGAUCCCUCCUACAAAACUACAACAACCUUUACUCUCUUUUUCAUAGUUUGUAUGGUAUGAACCAUAUGAUAUAUUGUUCAGUUGAUCAUAUAUAAAUAUAUACUACAUGCGUAGUACUUAGGGAUAUUUUGGUGUAGAAAUUUGGUAUGGUAUUAGUUAGCUAAGAGCACUUUACUAAAUGGCCUGGUCGGAAAUUCCAAGUCAGAUCAUUUAGCAAAUGUAGCCACCACUUUUGGAAUCAAUUUAUUUUAUUUUUAAAGCUAAUUCUUC